This is a messenger RNA of Syngnathoides biaculeatus (alligator pipefish), 1312 nucleotides long. It is a transcript of the gene tmem119b, whose product is annotated as transmembrane protein 119b. NCBI's taxonomy places the organism in Eukaryota, Metazoa, Chordata, Actinopteri, Syngnathiformes, Syngnathidae. Bases 1 to 657 code for a protein of 218 amino acids. Gene Ontology annotation, cellular component: plasma membrane. Gene Ontology annotation, biological process: positive regulation of osteoblast differentiation; positive regulation of osteoblast proliferation; positive regulation of bone mineralization. The transcript has a single exon. The record is from RefSeq and is a predicted model, not a curated record.
AUGAAUCUGGCUUUGUACGACUCCGCCGAGGGCAGCGCCGACUUUGAGGAACCGGACGUCGUCACGGCCUCCGUGGGCCCCCCGGACCGCCGGUCCGCGACUUCACACUUCCUGGUCCAGAUGGUGGACUUCCUGCGGGACCACAUGUUCUCGGUCCUGGCGGCGGUCUCCCUGCUCCUGAUUCUGGCCCUCGCCGCGUGCGCCGUCGUUUUUCUGACGCGGCGUCGUCGAGGCAACGCCUACUACCCGUCGUCGUACCCCGCCAAGAUGUACGUGGACCAGCUGGACAAGAACGGCGGGGUGAGAGGGUUUCGCGAAGUUCUGGACAAGAAAAAGGAGCCGGCGAGCGAUGGGGACAGCGAACCGGUGGACUCGCACAAGCAGCUCCAGGCGGACAUCGUGAGGGCGGCAAAGAGCCUGAGGACUCCGACGAGAACCUUGGAGGACGCCUCCAAGAAAGACGAGUCGCCCCCGAGUCCCGUUGCGGAGAGGGCCGGCGAGGCCGUGGGACCGCCGCCGGGGGGCGACGCGACAAACGAGCCUGGACAUGAGUCCCGGGUGGCAGCCGCGGUCAAGGAUCUUCGGCCUCCGUCUUUGCACCUUCACAACGACUCGGCCACUCUGCAGCUCAUCGCCGGGGAGAAGACCGCCUUCUAGAAAAGGACUGGAACGCUUCGGACUGACGUCGUAGCUUUAAGGACGUUCACAACUUUUUAGAAGAAAAUUUGGGGGGGGGACCACAGGCAACUAACAUGUUCGCCUCACAUCGCUAAAGUUGUAGGUUCGAGUCCCAGCUCCGAGAACCCGCCUUCGGGUUAAUGCGAGUUGCCGGCAGUGCACGAAUGUUUUUGUGGGGCUUUUUCCGCUCAGAUUAAUAUUCAUACGUAAUGGAAGACUAUAAAGUCUUUCCCUCAUGCUUGCGGUAAAAUGUGUCAAAUUCAAAAUAAUAUACAAUGUAAAAUAAUGUUAAAUAUAAUAGAAACGUAAAUAUAAUCACCUGCGUAGUCAGUUUGGCCGAACGCUAACAAAUACUGUGGAACACCAGAGACGAGCCUUAAAGCAACACACGCAGACAAGCAAUACUCACAAGCAUACUUUUUCUUUCUUUGUUUACAUACAGCAAGUUCCGUCAUUGUGGCUUGCGUCCAUGUAUCGCUAUAUGGAUGUAAAAUACUGCCCCCAGGUGGACAAAGUACACAGACCGGAAGGAGCAGCUCAAUGUCCAUUGAAUUGAGUAAAAAAACAAAACAUGAAAUUCUUUGGGGUUUUUUUAUUAUUAUUCUUAUUAUUAAAUGUAUCUUUUUCUAAAGUA